This is a messenger RNA of Laetiporus sulphureus 93-53, 333 nucleotides long. RefSeq lists its product as uncharacterized. Gene Ontology annotation, cellular component: mitochondrion; cytosol; nucleus. The record is from RefSeq and is a predicted model, not a curated record. Lineage: Eukaryota; Fungi; Basidiomycota; Agaricomycetes; Polyporales; Laetiporaceae. Bases 1 to 333 code for a protein of 110 amino acids. Gene Ontology annotation, molecular function: cysteine desulfurase activity. Gene Ontology annotation, biological process: iron-sulfur cluster assembly. The transcript has 4 exons.
AUGGCCAUGCAGAUCCUCUCGCAUCGCCCCAUGAAAGCACUCAUCCCAAUCAACGGGUACGUCUCUCUUCGCGCACAUGUCGAGGGCGAGAGUCUGCUCAUGGCGCUCAAGCAUACUGCAUCGUCGUCAGGAAGCGCCUGCACGUCGGCGUCGCUCGAACCAUCGUACGUGCUUCGUGUGCUUGGCGCCGCAGAAGACGUGGCGCAUUCGUCACUGCGCUUCGGUAUGCACUGGUUCACGACCGAGGCAGAGGUCGACUACGCGAUCGAGAAGAUUGUUGUGUUUGUGCAGCGGUUGCGGGACAUGAGCACCAUCGACUGGGCGCAGCAUUGA